AUGACCACCUACGCCGCAAUCUCUGAUGGCAGUGCUGGUCCCUCUGCAAGACCAAGCUCCGACGAGAUGCCACGGUCACGAAGGAGAAACUGGGAAGGCGCUGGCCAGGCCUCCAUGCUCAGCAGUAUCAUAAAUCUGCUAAAUACAAUCGUGGGUGCCGGCACCCUGGCCAUGCCGUCCGUUCUCUCCCACAUGGGCAUUGUGCUGGGUUCCAUCAUGAUCGUCUGGUCUGGCCUCACCGCCGCCUUUGGUCUCUACCUCCAAGGCCGUUGCGCUCGCUACCUCGACUGCGGGCGCUCCUCCUUCUUCGCCAUAUCGAAGCUCACCUACCCGAACGCCGCCGUCUUCUUCGAUGGAGCCAUCGCCGUGAAGUGCUUUGGCGUGGGCGUCUCGUACCUCAUCAUCAUCGGCGACCUGAUGCCCAAGGUGGUCCUGGGCUUCGACAGCAGCAUCCCCGAAACCCGCCCCUACCUCGUCCAGCGGGACUUCUGGGUCACCGCUUUCAUGCUGCUCGUCAUCCCGCUGAGCUUCCUGCGCAAGCUCGACUCGCUCAAGUACACCAGCAUCGUGGCCCUCUUCUCCAUCGGCUAUCUUGUCAUUCUCGUCGUCUACCAUUUUGGCACCGGCCCGCUCGCGGAUAAAAACGACCUACGCAUCGUGCAACCGCAGAGUGCUAUCGCCUUUCUGAGCAGCUUGCCUGUGGUUGUAUUUGCCUAUACAUGUCAUCAAAACAUGUUCUCGAUUCUCAACGAAAUCAAGGACGCCUCCCCCGGUAGCAUCGUCGGCGUCGUGGGCACGAGCAUUGGUUCUGCUGCCAGCAUGUACGUCCUCGUAGCCGUGACUGGCUACCUCACAUUCGGCAACAAAGUCACUGGCAACAUUGUGUCGAUGUACGACCCGUCCCUUGCUAUUCUCAUAGGCCAGCUCGGCAUCGUCCUCCUUGUCACCUUCUCCAUCCCACUACAGGUCCAUCCAUGCCGGGCCUCAGUGGACGCCGUCCUGAAGUGGCGUCCCAACCGCGGCCAGAACAACCCCGGCGCCCGCGCCAACUCCCCGAACAACGACCUCCCCCUCCUCAACCCGGCCGUCGCACCCGGCUCGGCCCGUCCCGACUCCGCAGCGGCGCCCAUGAGCGACACGCGCUUCGCCCUGCUCACCUCCGUCAUCCUUGUCGCCAGCUACCUGGUCGCCCUCUCGGUGUCGAGCCUGGAACGCGUGCUCGCGUACGUCGGCAGCAUCGGGUCGACCAGCAUCAGCUUCAUCCUGCCGGGCCUCUUCUACUACAAGAUCAGCGACCCGGAGAGCAUCCACCACCAGCGUCUCUUGAAGGAAGACGACGACGCCGGCGACAUGCUCGCCUCCGACGACGACGACGACGAAGAAGCGGACCCGGCCCUGGCGAACAGCAUCCAGAGCAUCCGCAGUGCCGCCAGCGUCGCCCUCGACCCCCGCAAGUGGCGGAGGCGGUGGAGGUGGGACCUGGAGCACCUCGAGCACGACUUGCUGCGGAAGCUGGCCAUCGGCUUGGCCGGCUAUGGCGUGAUCGUCAUGGUUGUCUGCUUGACCAUGAACUUGGUAUUCGAAGCCUCUCACUGA
Messenger RNA from Sodiomyces alkalinus F11, 1596 nucleotides. Its product is annotated as vacuolar amino acid transporter 5. The transcript is spliced from 5 exons. Bases 1 to 1596 code for a protein of 531 amino acids. Gene Ontology annotation, biological process: amino acid transmembrane transport. The record is from RefSeq and is a predicted model, not a curated record. Gene Ontology annotation, cellular component: fungal-type vacuole membrane. Gene Ontology annotation, molecular function: L-arginine transmembrane transporter activity; L-serine transmembrane transporter activity; L-histidine transmembrane transporter activity. Lineage: Eukaryota; Fungi; Ascomycota; Sordariomycetes; Glomerellales; Plectosphaerellaceae.